Molecule: messenger RNA, 864 nt
Organism: Marasmius oreades (fairy-ring Marasmius)
Lineage: Eukaryota; Fungi; Basidiomycota; Agaricomycetes; Agaricales; Marasmiaceae
Exons: 1
Coding region: 1-864 (287 amino acids)
Source: RefSeq, a predicted model, not a curated record
AUGAAAGUAUCUCUCUUCGUUGCUUUAGCUGCUCUGUUACCGUUUGCUUUGGCAGCCCCAGCUCAGACUGAGGAAAUGGUCAUGACUCCAGGCGGAUUACGUCCCAAAUCUAGCGUCAUCCAGAUCCCGGAAGGCGGUUCAAUCAGCCUCACUGACACCGAAGUCCACCUACUCGACGCUUCAAAGAGGGUCAUUCACGUUUCUCCGAGAAGCGACGCAAAGGCCGUACCCCCCGACACGGAUGCGACACUUCCCGAGCAAUCAGGAUGGAUUUCAUGGGCACAGUGGCAUCGUACUACUUCCCCUAUCCAAAACUUCGUCACCACAUGGGUCGUCCCACCUAACCCUGCAACCAACCACGGGCAGACCAUAUUCCUCUUCAACGGUCUUGAACCCGAUACUGGUUCCGCCAUUUUACAACCUGUCCUGCAAUGGGGCCCUUCAGCAGCAGGCGGUGGCGCGUCCUGGCAGAUCGCGACCUGGUACGUUGGUGCUACAACCUUCUUCACCACGCUGCAGAGUGUGUCCGUUGGACAAAGCUUGCAGGGCAUUAUCCAGCGUUCUGCCCAGAACGCUGACGGCACGUUCAACUAUGUCAGCUCGUUUGCUGGCAGCUCUGGCGUUGCCCUCAGCAACUCUCCCGAGCUCACCUGGGCCUUUGAGACUUUGGAGGCAUACGGUGUUACAACGGCUUCGGAUUAUCCUACCGGUUGUACCGCCUUUUCUGGCAUCAGUAUGUCCACAGUGAAUGGUGCUACGGCACCUGUGUCGUGGAGUACCAUUAACGAUGAUGCCGAUGGAGUCCAUACCACUAUCAAUGUUAACGGUGGAAGCAAUGGGAAAGUCACUACUUGCUACCCUUGA